Funneliformis geosporum is the source of this 540-nucleotide messenger RNA. NCBI's taxonomy places the organism in Eukaryota, Fungi, Glomeromycota, Glomeromycetes, Glomerales, Glomeraceae. The record is from the annotation of a GenBank genome assembly.
AUGACAAGCACUGCAGUUGUUGCUGGUGCUGUUUUGGGUCCUAUUGCAAUUAGUGGAGUCGUAGCAGCAUUAGGAAUUGGUGAAGCUGGUUUUGUUGCUGGAUCUAUUGCAGCAUCGAUGUCAUUACCUAUUGGAGCUGCUGCGUAUGCUGCUGAAUCGAAUCCUGAAGGAUUAAAAGAAUUGGAAAAUUAUGUUUCCAUUAAAAAUGAAGAUAAAGAUAGUAAAGAUGGCUGUUUGCAUGUAAAAGUGAUUUUUGAAAUGAAGCAUCAGCUUCUUGAUAGUAAUAUGAAUGAUAAAUUAAAAUCAUUUCUUCGAGGGUUUGAAUUAGCUCGGCAAGUACUCAAAGACACCAUCAAGAAUUUCGAAUUCUUGGUAAAUAUAGAUGAUGAAAAAUGUCUUGAAGGUUCCAAUUUUUUGCAUAAACUUUUGAUGGUUACCUACGGAAAUGAACACGUCACUUUGGAACAGAAAACUUACUUUCUAAAAAAGGAUUAUAUUUUUUUUUCAAGGGGAAUUGUUGAUAUCAUCCUCCUUCUUUAA